AUGGCUGCGUUGGUCCAAACAAUUCCGCAACAGAGUGGCACGGUACCUGUUCUUCAGACACGUCCUUCUUCAUCAUCAGGCACCUUCUCUUCUCCACAAAACCAGGCUUCUCGCAUCCAGACUAUGUCUUGGGCAUCUUUCAACGGUGGUAACUCCGGGACCUAUCGAGCAGGUCAACCGGCUGUGGCUCCCUAUGCCUACAACCCCAACGCUCAAAAUCAUCAAUCUUGGUCACCCCAUCUCCGGCCAGAGCAUCGCACAUUUUCCGCACCCACCCCCCAAGGACCGGUGAAUCCGAUAUAUAACGGUGCCAGCCCCCGAACCCCCCAUCUUGCAGCUGGUUCUGUAUCAAAUUCCUCAUCAAACUCUUCAUUCCGUUCCCAUGGUUCCAAGGACGACAGCGCUCUCCCAUCACGGCAACCCAGGACCGAUCAGCCACUCCGCCCCCUGUCUACAGCCAAUCUUCCUUCCCCCGUUAUGAACGUCUCAUCUCCAAAGCCAUCUCCAAAUCGGUAUCGCCGCAGCAAUCAACGCGCGGAGUCCGCUACUACAUCAUCUGCCCAGGCUCCAGUUCCCGUUCCGACCGUGGUCGUCGAUGACAUGAGCAGUCCCCGACCUGUUCGCCCGACCCUUCAUAAUCGGGUUUCAAGUGUGGAUGAUUCAUCGCAUGGGGAGAGAGCACAGCCUGAGCGAUAUAGGCGACGAAGCCUGGGCAACAUAGACGUUUCGGCAUAUCCCAAUCUACAACUGGAUCUUCCGACGUCGUCUUCUUCCCAGCCCGGGUCCUACGACUUCAUUUCAUUUGAUCAAAACCAACGACCGAGCUCAUCUCACUCUCAGCGGAACAGCGUGGGCAGUGUCAACUCAGCACACUCGUCUGCUUCCUCGGCACGAGAAGGGACGCCAGAUUCCACUGCCAGCAAGAGCAAGCCCGAGGAAAAACGUACGACCAAGCCAUCUCCAUUAUCACAGCCGGCAUCCACCGAACCCGAAGCUCCCAAAUCCACUCCCAAAUCCACUCCCCAAGCCACUCCCCAAGCCACUCCCCAAGCCACUCCCCGUAAAGCGACGCCGCCCCCGCUGGAAUCCCCCGCCGCUAAGCGUCUCACCGAUUUGAAGAAUGACACCAAGCGCCCCGGAAAGUCACGCCUGCGGCGGGCAUUCUCGUUCGGCAGUGCUUCCGAGCUCCUGAAGACAUCUGCACAGAGCAAUGCUGCCAAGCGAGAGGCAUAUGCCGUGGAACAGGCGCGACGUGAAGCCCUUCGAGAGCAAUUGGGCCCUGAGCAGGCUGCAAUUGCCGAGCAACAGGAGCUGAGUGGUCUGGGCGAGAACAUUUACUCUGGCCAAGGCCACUUCUUUACUGGAUCAAACGAUAACCUAUCAGUAUCAUCGACCGCCUCUUCAGCCUCAAUGAUGCUUCGAAAGAUGGGCAAGGGUAUGAAGAGAUCCACUCGAUCCUUGGUCGGCAUGUUCCGACCCAAAUCGGUGGCCAGCAUCAGCUCCAUUGACGGUGCAGCUCAUGACGCUCCACCCCCGCAGAUCACCGUGGUAAACGUCGAAGCUGAGCGGGAGAGCGUCGCUGUCAACCCAGACCCUGCAGAUCUACCCCGCGGGGCUACAGUCUUCCCCAAGGUGGAAGGCAGUGCUGCCGAGGUCCGACGAUCAGCCUCAAUUCGUGAACGGGCCGCAUCGGAGAACUCCCAAUCGCGUAAAAGCAUUGUAGGAGGAGACCGAGAGCGGGCAGAUAUUUUGGCUGGAAUCCGAAAGGGAAUCUUGAAGAAAACCCAUGUUGACUUUGGCAUCUCCUCACCUACAUACGCACUGGCCGGUGGUGACUCGCCGCACUCGAGUGCUCCCCCGACUCCCGAUGAAUCAUCGCGGUCCCCCGCCCAAAAUGACGCCGUGAAGAUCGCCGGCGAGGAUUACUUCCUCUCAAACGCAGGACGUUUCAACUCAGAGUCAAAGAGUGCCCCUUUGACACCGCAAGCCGUUGGCGGUAGAAAUAUCGUCUUCAGCCCUCGUAUCCAGUUCCACGAAACCUGGCCUAGCGGCGAGUACGAUCGUCGUGGUGAGAUCGCUACCUGCAACCGUCUCACUCCCUUGCUUGCUCAGCAGAUUCGGGAAGAGAUCAACAACUUCAAAAUGGUGAGUAGAAUUUCUCUGCAGUAUCUGACACUAGUACUGACAAUCUCACAGGAGAUGGAAGUACACGAAAAUUCCAAGAUCUACACACACUUCAUUUAA
Molecule: messenger RNA, 2244 nt
Organism: Penicillium soppii
Lineage: Eukaryota; Fungi; Ascomycota; Eurotiomycetes; Eurotiales; Aspergillaceae
Exons: 3
Coding region: 1-2244 (747 amino acids)
Biological process (GO): actin cytoskeleton organization
Molecular function (GO): actin binding
Source: RefSeq, a predicted model, not a curated record